This is a messenger RNA of Schistocerca serialis cubense, 7522 nucleotides long. RefSeq names its product synaptotagmin-15-like. Gene Ontology annotation, molecular function: calcium ion binding; clathrin binding; calcium-dependent phospholipid binding. The record is from RefSeq and is a predicted model, not a curated record. Gene Ontology annotation, cellular component: membrane. NCBI's taxonomy places the organism in Eukaryota, Metazoa, Arthropoda, Insecta, Orthoptera, Acrididae. Gene Ontology annotation, biological process: calcium-ion regulated exocytosis; regulation of calcium ion-dependent exocytosis; regulation of dopamine secretion. Bases 1 to 1317 code for a protein of 438 amino acids. The transcript is spliced from 9 exons.
AUGGCUUUACGGAAACGCGGCCUGUCAUUUGGUUAUCUUUUGGAUGGAGGACUGGGCAAAAAGGGCUUCAACACCACUCGCGAGGUGGCGGUGCCGGUGGCGGCGGCGGCGGCCAGCGUGUUGGUGGUGCUGUCGCUGGUGGCCACCGUGCUGCUCAUCCGGAGGCGCAGGAAGGCGCUCGACCGCGACGCCGCGGGGCCCAGCAUCGUCGUCUACCCCUCGCACCACGGGUCCGCGCCGCAGUUCCUGACGAAGGAGAUCAGCUUCACGCUGCCCACGCUGCGGCACGCGGCGUCGUUGGACGAGCUGGGCGGCGAUGGUGACGCAGACAUGGACGACCGGUUCGAGGACGGCGCCAGCGACCCGCUGGUGCCCGCCAGCGGUGCUCACACGCAGCGGUCCAACUCGUUCAGCUGCUACGGCCUCGGCGCUAUCGACCCUUCGCUGUACCGCGGCGCGCUGGGCCUGGACGAGAACAUGUCCUUCCCAGAGGACCACCUGGGCCGCGUGUGGUUCUCGGUGCGCUACGAACCCGCCACGGAGAAACUGCUCGUGUCGCUGCUCAAGGCGAGAAACCUGCCUUCCAGGACCGUCGCCACCGUCAACGCCUGCGACCCCUUCGUCAGACUGCAUUUGCUGCCUGACGAGCGGCGAUGUCUGCAGUCCAAGCAGAAGAAAAAGACCUGCAACCCAUACUUCGACGAGACGUUUGUCUUUCAGGUGCCGUCCAAGAACGUGUCCGACCACAUCCUGAAGCUGACCGUGUUGGACGCGGGCCGCGCCAAGCGCCGCAACGUGAUCGGCCACGUGUCGCUGCCCCUGCGCGAGCUGGGCACUGGCGGCGAGCAGCGCCUCUUCAACAUGGACCUCGAGAAGGAGGCGCAGGAGCAGGUGUCUGAGCGCGGGGAGCUGCUGGUGUCACUUCUGUACAACGAGAACCUGCACCGGCUCGCCGUCACCGUCAUAGAGGCCAGGAACCUCAAGUUCCGGGAGGAGCGGCGCGACUCGUACGUGCGCGUGUCGCUGCAGCAGCAGUACCGCGCCGUCAAGGUGAAGCGCACGGCCACGGUCCGCAACUCGGACUGCCCCAACUUCUCGCAGUGCUUCAACUUCCGCGUGCCCGCCGCGCGGCUCGACCUGACCAGCAUCACGCUGCACGUGCUGGUGCCCGUGCCGGGCUACGGCAGAGAUAAGCCGAUCGGCAAGGCGGUGCUGGGGUCGUACAUGUUCGCGCGCGGCAAGGCCUUGGCCCACUGGAACGCCGCCAUCUCAUCGCCCAUGGAGCAAGUUCAGCAGUGGCACGCCCUGUCCGAAUGAGGCGGGGCCACGCACGUGUUUGGUUUCCUACCAAGAAACAAUCAGCUGUACAUAUCCUCCUUCUUCCUCGCGUCGAGAUGCAGUGGCCACCUUGCUCUUAUACAAUUCAUUUGCAGAACUGCUUCAACUCUAACUAGCUCCCGCCCUACUAGGGCGGCUCGGCUUGUUACUACAACGUGCACUAUAAUUCAUUUUAAUACCUUCCCUUUACUAUAAAUGCAUCAUUUUACCGGUUAAUUCAAAUGGACUUACCAAGAGGCUGGACGAGCCCAUCAGACUGGUACCCAUUCUUGCAUAAAUUGCAUUAAAAGAGGCUAAAUCCCUCGUAAGUAAGCAAGUGGUACCAUAUUCCCCAACGGUUUGGACUUGCAACCGGAUGAUGUGAACAUCUUGCGUCAUUAUUUCAGCUAACAACCAUUCAGCCAUCUUCAGGUGCAUUUUACACUGGAGAUUGCUGGUGUACGCCGCUGACUUUAUACCGAAAACGCUCGGCGCCACAUUCGCACAUGUUUUCGCUGCGUGGCCAUCCUUCGCCGAGUUCAGCGCUCUUUGUCGAGUACUGCUCCAUGUGUGGCGCGAGCUGAUAUAGCUUGCACGCCCUCUGUCGAAUUGGGGACACCCGGAGUUAAAAUUCAUUGGCGGAAAUAAGAAAAGUAAUUGUUGCUGGACUCGUAAUUAGGCGUGAAAUUUUGUCUUUCUGAAGAUAUUAAACACACCACCGGCUCCCAAGCUUUAUCACGUUGAAAUUUGCGAUCACAAUUAACAACUUCUUUCGGCGAACAUUUUUCCCCAGGUUCCAUAAUGAUUCAAUACUAGAAGGAUCUCUUCGUGACCAGGACAGUAGUGGCAGAAUAACUCAUAGAAGACCUUUCGUUGUUAUUAUAAGGAAGUAGGGAAAUUUAAUUUUCCGCCUGGUUAUAAAAAACAUAUCAUCUUGAUAGUGAUUUGAAGGCUAGCCUACUCACUCACAGAAGAUUCAAAGAGCCACAGUAGUUUGAUUGUGCAAUGGUAGCAUGAUCAUUAGUCUCCUACUUAGGGGUUGGAACAAAGACGAUAAAUCAUCUGUCUCUUAAUGAAUUUAAGAUUUAAAUUUUGAAUCAGAGGGCUUAAAUUUUUAUUUAGGAAGAGAAGACGCUACGCUGAGCUACGCUGGCGAACAUGUACUGUCGCUGUGUUCUGUGGAGUCCAAUCAUCCUUUAGUGAGCAGAGAAGAGCACAGGCCUUUGUAAGUGACCGGAAUAUUACUGUAAACAACGCUUCUUUAGAAUUCUGCCCAAUUUAGACGGAAUGUUGCCCCCUUAUGAGAGGUACGACCUGGACAUGAACAGCUCCUCCUCUUCUCUCUCUUUUGAGUGGUGACGUUUACUCCCCGCUAACGCUGUCCUAAUCUGAUGGGGGGAAUAUCCGCCCUCGAUAGACGGCUGCCGUACACCGAAAAUCUGUGCGCACGCGCCACAGCGCAAAAUUUCGAUAGAAAAUUAUUGAUGUGUACCAGCAAUCUCAUCUGAAGACGUCUAAACCAUUGUCACUCCAGAUAAUUUGGCAAGAUGUCGACGUCGUCCAGCUGCAAGCCCGAAAUCUAACGGAACAUUCAUUACACGGGGGUGUCAAGUAUCAUGACUGAUACCAUGAUGCACUUUAUUGCUUCCCAGUUUAUCACUCUCUGGUAACUACCACCACAGGUAAAGCUCUUAGUAUAUGAUUUCGUGCUUAUCGAAGGGAAAACAUUGAUGAUUUCGCUUAGCCCGACAAGAGAUAGCUUACCGUAGAAUUUAGUCCCAUAAUGGAUUCACUGACCACUAAAAACAGAUUCUCGUCAAAACUUGCGCUUUAGGAGUAUAGAAAAUGACUUUUCACGAAAUUUUUGUCACCAUGUAGAAAGAGAUCAAAUAUUGGUACUUUUACGGUUACGAAGAAAGGAUUGCUGUUGCACAUUAAAUAGCAAAAUCCACAUUUCUAUUCCAGAGAAGUAAAUCGAACAACUGAAGCGUUGUCGAAUUGUGUAAUUCCUAUCUAGAGUAAUGCUCUUCGUCAUACCAAUGAACAUGAAUUUGAGUCUUAAUGCGAUGCUGGUACAUUAGGAUGCACAGCAAGCUACCAGCGCUUGUAACAAUUUGUCCGUCGAAAAUUUCUUAACGAUUACUGGACUCACUGGUUAACGACCUGCGUGUACAGUACGAUAAAUCAAGCAACAUUAUUGUGGCAAACUCCUAAAUUUUCUUAUAGCAACUGUGUAACUCUUUGCAAUCAACUAUUUACAUCGCAGUAAAAUACUGAUCGACGGUCGCGUAGCACAGCUUUUAUACAUAAUUAUCCUCCUCGGCAGGAAACACAGUCGUUUUGUAGGAGUAACGAAUCCAUCGUAAACCUGCAACAAGACUGUUUAAGACAUGAUGCAGUGUAGCUUCUAUUGUUCUGAUGCAGCGAUAAUGAUUCUGCAGUUACUUGAGACAUUGCGACUGAAAUAUUUCGUCCUCUACGAGAAUACGAGGCAACAUAGCUGAAGGUGACGUGUUCUAAUCAGCGACUUCAUUAUGUAGUUGAGUACUUUCUUCAAAAUACAACACGUAUCUGCAUAUGUUCUCUUCUCGAACUGCCACAGUUCAGAGGCUAUGCGCACGUAUUCUGUGCCCUGUGAAACUCAUUCUUUCUCUUACGUGGGCCGAGGUAAAACGGUGAAGGUAGUAAAGGCAACGAAAGAGUAAAAUUCCACACACACUAAGCAUUGCAUCAUCUUAUGGGUGACUGUAAUGCUUAAUCUAUAAGUAAACUGUAGAAAACGUAGUGUUUCAUGCAAUACUUUACGUAAAUAAUCACCAAGCUGACCUUAGAUUUCUAAAUAUAAGUACAUCAGAGAUUACUAAAGUAGAAUUGCGAAUAGUUGCAAUACUGUAAACGAAAAUUCGCUAUUACAGAGGCAGAGACUUGAACGUAGAGAGCUUAAACAAAUAGGGAUCAAUGGUAGAUAUUUAUUUUACAGUCCAGUACUGACAUUUUUAUCCACUACUUUGAUAAUACAAUAAUAAUGUAAAUAUAUCUCAAUUUGAGCUCACUGUAAUGGAAAACAACACUUACGAUUGUAAAUAUAUGUUUGUAUGUAUAUAUGUUAUAGAAUAGCAACGCUCAUUCCACAGCUGACCAAGUGAUAUUAAUUUUUACUGUAAGGACUGAUAGCGUAGCUCCUUGCUUAACAACAUUUGUAAAAUAUGAACAUAUCACGUUAUGUCACUAUAUUUUUGUGACUAAGUAUUGAAAUUAGCUUUCUUAGACAUUCAAGAAAUCGCUACAUCGCGCCAGAGUCAGGAGGUCAUUACAAACGAAUGAUUGUAAUGAAAUGCUAUGAAAUGACGCUCGUAGACAAAUGAUUCUGGGAAAAUGAAAGCUUCAGAUAUUUCUUGAAAAGAUAAAUCUACGAAUGAAAUUACAUAUCUUUGGUGCUGAAGAGUGAUAGUUAAUUAUCUCAUACAGUUACAGUAACGUUUCGAGGCUAUAGAUAAUUAUUUCUGCUUUCUUCUGAAUUUUUAUCCUAUAGACUCCGAAGGCUUUGAAAACCCAUUUAUUUUAGAGUCCCAGUUUUUAUCGUUAUACACGUCAAGGUCGUUUAAACAGAACUUCACAUUUUGGCUUUGUGGUUGUAGAAUAACUACUGUCGGUUUCGGAACAAUUAUCAAAAUAAAUCAUAGUUACCACAGUUGUCACAACUACCGACGAUUACCACACUUUAACCUGACCGUGUCGAUAUCUGAUACCAAAAUAAGUUUUAUAGACCUCCUGCCCAUUCGCGCUUUGUCGAAAUCGCUUGAGGCAAUUUCCAUAAUGUGUUCCACUUGUUCCGUCUCAAACAGACUUUAAACCCUGAUCUGCCGUCCUAUUUGUGUUAAUUGCCACAAGUAUCAUCUUUGGACGCACGAUUAUGUAGCUGGUUCUCAGGAACACGUUACUGUUGUGGUAUCGAGUUUAACUGCUAGUGGGAGAAGCAGUUUGGACCGUGAGUCAUGAAAAGCAUUUGACCGAUACGAAAAUCUGGAGUUAUUAGAAACGGUCGCAACAUAUAAGUGUGAAGAGCUAGUUGGUCUUUGUUUCAUGGCACAUCAUUCAAAUGAUUCGUACUUUGCCUAAGGUUAUCAAAGAAUUAUCUCUUACCAAAUUUGAUCAUGUAGCGAGAUCUUGAAAGCCAUAGGUAACUGUGCUAGCGUUAAUUUUCUGAUAGCCUAACUAUAAAUCUUUAUGGACAAUGUAUAUGUAGAGGUUCAGUGAAUGAAGCAUGUCAUACAAGUUUGUAUUUAUUGCAGUAAAAUAGAGAUCUAUAUCUAUUUUAGAUAAAUUAGACUGUAAGAUGUUUUGCUUUCAAAUGUUAUAUGGAAGAAGAUCUCAUGACAAGAUCUGCUGUCUGUAUGCGUCAGAAGGCUUAGGAGACGCUUUUUGCAGCUUUCAUACGCGUGGUGAUUUUAUGACAAAGAGAAACGGUUUUUGUAGCUACAUGUUUCUCACCAGUCGCAAGCUGUAGUGGCACAGAUUGUACUCGAAGUGGUAUCCCCCACUUCCCCCUGCUCCAAUACUGCAACAAGUCAAUGAUGCAAACAAAUAUUCUGGGCACUGUUCCACUAAUAGAGUAUUUUAUAAUAGAAACAUUUCGUUUGUUUCUUCUUCACAUGGAUCUUGCACUAAGAACGCUCGCUACCUUUCUAAUUGGAGAUUUUUGAUUCUAAAGUCUCUGGGCGACAAUAAGACGAUAAUUCACUGUCAGCUGACAGUUUUAGAAUUUGCUAUCUUGCAGCGUGGUUGUUUAAUUAAAUAUUUCAUUCAUGUCAAUCUUGAAUGGCUACUGCAGUAUUUCGUACAUAGUUCAACAAAACUUUUAAACUCCAGCUCAACUCUUAUAAACUUAGUUCUACAUAUUAAUAAAGAAUGGAGAAAACGAAGUUUAAUGAAAAUGGUAACACACUGUUUAAUGCUUUCUUAUAAAAUUAAAACGAUUUUCUGCUACUAUAAAAGUUUAGCAGACUUCAUCUGGUUGCUUUCGGUUAACUUCCAUCUAAUAUAAUUCGAUGUCAUUGUUGGAUAUGGAAAUCAGCAACACAGCCAACUACUUUCCUGUAGUCAAAAAUAUUCUUUCAGAAUUUUGUUAAGGAUGUGUCAUCUCUUUUACACACCCCGACCAAGUGAAAUGCGGAUCUACUGCUAUCCCAUGUCCGUUUGUAAGAACCAGGUGGUGCUAAUACUAUACUCAGGGCAAACGAUAAAUUAAACAAAAUCUCAUAGUAUAUUCUGGCCAACUGAUACGAAAGACUGAGGAACAAAAAUGAUUGAGCUCCUUGUGCCUCAAUGAGUCACCUUUCAGGAACACUCCGUUUGUUUGAUUUAACGCAAGGUGAUGGCGUGCAUGUUUGAAAAACAGCCAGCAAAUAUCGAUGCCUCGGCAUAUUAUUAAGAUACUUACAGUUUGCUUGCAGUUGUAGAGCGUUAAGCUCCGAAAUUAUUUGAUUUUUCUUAAGACUACGAUUCUUAACAUAAAGGUAAUAUUGCAUAAUAUACACUACAAUGGAAACAAUAAAAAUGAAGUGCGCCCGUAAUAUAAAUCGUUGAUAGUGUAUUUUAACAUUACGGGAUAGACAGCAGUCAGUAUUAAGAAAGUAAUACUUGCGUCCGCAAUGACUCUAAAUGAGAAAAAUAUCGUGGGGCCAGUUUUCGAUUUUGUGAUAAAAACGUUUUUUUUGUAUAAUAUUAAGAUACAGAACGUAUACAUUUAUUACACAGUGAAAUUACAAGCACAAGCGAACAUUUAUAAAUAAAAAUAUUCUGUUAAUAAGGAUAAUAACAAUGAUUUGAAUUACAAUGUGCCACUGAGCUUCGUAAAAUUUUCAUGCAGGCUUAUAUCACAGUGAUAUAAUUUUGAGCAUUUGUAAAUAUAUGAACAACCCAUUAACCCUAAAAUGUACUGAAGAAGAGAUCAGUAGAAGAUAUCAUUCAAAAUAUCUUGUACGGUUAGAUAUUUUGGCUGCGAGCUCCAACACAAACGAAAUCUGCUUGUGGUAAAACAAGAGGUUUCUUGUUGACGUAACUGUUUACAUGAAGAAAACUGUUAACCUUAUGUUUCGUUUUGCAGCAUAGUGAGACACUGGAAUGAAGAGUAUGUAAGCGAAACAAGGUGUAUGUAUAUAUUCAACAAAAAUUAAUUUUUUGAAAAUAAAAUUUGAAUUUAUAA